Messenger RNA from Pocillopora verrucosa, 11895 nucleotides. The record is from RefSeq and is a predicted model, not a curated record. NCBI's taxonomy places the organism in Eukaryota, Metazoa, Cnidaria, Anthozoa, Scleractinia, Pocilloporidae.
UAGAGACGUGUUAUUUUCAAUUCUCCUUAGAAUCAGCUUUCAGUCUGGGAAUACCAGUACCUACCGCAGGAGUAAAAACAAGGAUGACUGACUAAAUACAAUGAUGGAAUUCGAAGAACAAAAGAAAAAGGCAGAGGCAAGUGGAGGCCCUUCUUUGCUUGUUGGUUAUGACAAGCUGUUGUACAUGUCUGAGUUGCAAGCUGUGCCUGGUGAUGAUGAGUAUGGAAAUCAAGACCUCGAUGCCAAAUUUACCAAAUUUGCUCAUCUUAAAACUGAACACAUAAAAAGACUGAAGAGAGAGGUCAUUGAAAUAUUAAGUUCAUGUGAGGGAAACUGCUUAAAGCUCUCCCAGUUUAAAAGCAGGUACCGCAAGUGGUUUGGAAAAAAAUUCAAUGAAUGUUAUAGGUUGUCAGGUGGAAGAGAGGAAUUCUGCAAUCUCAUGGCUGAGUUAGAUAUCAUUGAACUUGACCAAAAUGGUUCAAGACCUCUCAUAAAACUUAAAGAACAACAUGUGAGUCAGCAUAUGAGUUUUAAUAUAGCUGGAUCUGAGCAUAGUUGUGCUACUGACGUGGAGACAAGAGAGACCAGGAGACCAAAGUUUGUGAAAAGAAGAGAGACUGUGGCACCAACGUUCCAGAGCCAAAACACCAGCCUUGAUGCCAUUGAUCUCUCUGAAAAGUUAAUAAGAUUGAAGAAAGACAUUGUGGAUAUGUUGAGGUCCUGUGAGAGGAACUGCUUGUAUCUCUCCCAGCUUCAGGAAGAGUAUGGGAAAACAUUUCAAAAAGGGUUUUUUACCACCCACAAAGUGCUGUUGAAAGGAAAAUGUCUCUCACAAUUCUUAAGAGAGUUAGACAUCAUUGAAAUAAUAGAAGAUAAAGGUGAAAAAGGUGCCAGGAACUAUUUGAUGAAGCUGAAAGAACCACAUGCAAGCCAGUUUAUGCUGAACAUGGGUUUUGACAAUGAAGAAAAACCCAGUUCAUUGAAGAAAAAAGAUCCUGAGAGUGUAGAGAAUAGAAAAGGGCUCAUGUCCCAAAACAUUGGAAUUGAUUGUGGUUAUUUCCCUGAGAAGUUGACAAUGUUGAAGAAAGAUAUUGUAAAUUUACUAAAGUCUUGUAAGGGAAAUUGCUUGUAUCUCUCAGAACUUCCUGAUAAGUAUUGGCAAACAUUCAGAAGAAAAUUCCAUGGUACCUUCAGAGUACUGUUCCAAGGAAAAGGUCUGGUGCAAUUCUUAUCAGAAUUAGAUAUCAUCAAAUUAGAACAUACCAGUGAAAAAGGUGUGAAGAAAUAUCAAUUAAAGCUGAAAGAACUGCAUGCAAACCUGUCCAUGCAGAGAACAAGUUUGAACACAGCAGAAGAACUUGAUUCCUGUUCUAAUUUUGGGUAUCAGCAGGAUGAAUUUGAUUCCAAAGUACCAACCAAAUCACUAAGACCAGCCUCUCUAGCAGAUGAUUUGGCAGUUGCUGCUGGCCCAAUUAUUGCCAGAGUGCCUACUGUCCCACCAGCUCCUUUGGAUCAAAAUGUUUUGGAUUCAAGAGUUCAAUCUCCAGCCCCUGCAACUACCUUCCAGGCUUCUCCUCCUUUGGUUUUGUCAACAUCUUUAAUACAAGUUCCUAGUCAUGCAGUCAAUAUACCUGAAGGUAUGUGAAAGAUAUGGAAUUUAUAUUAUGAGGAAACAGGAGAAAUAGAUUGGAAAGAAUAUCUCAUGAAUGAGGUAAUUGAAUGAGUGGGAUAUUGCUCUUGGAAUCUGAACUUAAAUCCACCAUGUAAAAUCAUCAAUUUCUAGCAUAUUGGUCAAAAUUACUAUAAUUACUAUUGUUCUUUCAACUUGAACAUGAAAGUCAUAUAUCUUCUCGCCAGUGUGUAAUAUCCUUUAACUAUUACAUAGAGGGCAAAAUUACUGAAUGCUGAUUGGCUGAAACAUAGGGCUUUUUUUUUGAAAAAAAAAAAGGUCGAAAAGAACCUCACCAGAAAUAUUGUAUCAUGCUUACCCACAACAGUUUCUGCAAUCAUCACCCAAAUAUUUUACGUAAUAAUCAUGUAAUUUAUUGUAGUUGUAUUCUUUCAUCAAGGGUCUGGUCCAACAACAACCGCCAAUACAGCUCCUGCAAAGGCUGAACCCUUCAACGCUGAGCAAGUGGAUCAGGAAGUGAAAAGCAAACAUAUGCUACUUACCGGAAGUACUCCUCAAGCGAUACCAGUCGUUCCCAGUUUAAUGGAAAACAAAAGUUUUCACGCUCAGUUGGAUCAAAAUUGUCCACGAAUCCAAGGCAUUUGUCUUGAUGCCGAUGAGAUCUCAGAAACUUUAACAAAUCUGAAGCAAGAUGUUAUCGAAAUUUUACGUUCUUGUGAGGGAAAUUGCUUGUUUCUCGACAAAUUCAAGUUAACAUACGAGAAUCGGUUUGGGAAGAGAUUCCUUAACUGCUAUCCAUGGGUAAAAGGAAAAAAAAAAGUCUUUCGUGAUCUUAUGGCAGGGUUAGAUAUCAUUGACCUUGAACAAUUAACAUCGGCUACGAAAGGUCCUAAAAAGUUUAUGAUGAGGCUGAAAGAACCACAUGCAAGCCAGUUCAUGAUGAGAAUGAGGUUAAAAACCUCAAGUGAGGUUGGUCCUUGCAUUUAUGAAGCUGGUCAUCAACUGGAAAUGUUUGAUUCCAAAGUUCCGUCAAAGUCGUAUACAUCUCUCACUGGGGGGGAAAACUCAGCAGCUGCCGUAAGUCCAGAUGUUGCACGUGUCCCACUUGUCCCAUCUCAUUUGGAUUUCAGCGACAAAUCACCAUCAUUGCCGCUACUAAAUACCGAAGCCAGCACAGACGGAAAGGUAGACUCACUCUCUGUCCCUGUUGGAAUAAACCAAGACGCUAGCCAACGAGAAGGAGAGAAACAAGGUGUUGCUGCCGGUGUUACUAAUCUGAUGACUGUCCCUCUUCCCUCUUCAGGGUCUGGUCCAACAACAACCGCUAAUACAGCUCCUGCAAAGGCUGAACCGUCCAAUGCUGAGCGAGUGGAUCAGGAAGUGAAAAGCAAACAUAUGCUCCCUACCGAAAGUCCUCCUCAAGCGAUACCAGUCAUCCCCAGUUUAAUGGAAAACAAAAGUUUUCACACUCCGUUGGAUCAAAAUUGUCCACGAAUCCAAGGCAUUUGUCUUGAUGCCGAUGAGGACUUAGAAACUUUAACAAAUCUGAAGCGAGAUGUUAUCCAAAUUUUACGUUCUUGUGAGGGAAAUUGCUUGUUUCUCGACAAAUUCAAGUUAACAUAUGAGAAUCGGUUUGGGAAGAGAUUCCUUAACUGCUAUCCAUGGUUAGAAGGAAAAAGAAAGGUCUUUCGCAAUCUUUUGGCAGGGUUAGAUAUCAUCGACUUUGAACAAUUAACAUCGGCUACGAAAGGUCCUAAAAAGUUUAUAAUGAGGCUGAAAGAACCACAUGCAAGCCAGUUCAUGAUGAGAAUGAAGUUAAAAACCUCAAGUGAGGUUGGUCCUUGCAUUUAUGAAGCUGGUCAUCAACUGGAAAUGUUUAACUCCAAAGUUCCGUCAAAGUCGUAUGAAUCACUUACUGAGGGAAAAAACUCAGCAGCUGCCGUAAGUCCAGAUGUUGCACGUGUCCCACUUGUCCCAUCUCAUUUGGAUUUCAGCGACAAAUCACCAUCAUUGCCGCUACUAAAUACCGAAGCCAGCACAGACGGAAAGGUAGACCCACUAUCUGUCCCUGUUGGAAUAAACCUGGAGGCUAGCCAACGAGAAGGAGAGAAACAAGGUGUUGCUACCGGUGUUACUAAUCUGAUGACUGUCCCUCUUCCCUCUUCAGGCAAAGAACCUGAACUGAAAAUACCAACAGAUGUAGAGGUUAAACCAGAACUACUUCCUUCUGAAAAAACACGAAUUCGAGAAGUUGGUACGCCGGAUCCUUUUCAGAAUUCAAUCUGUAAGGCCCAUCAUGUGAUGAAUACCAUAACGGGCGGCGCAAAAUCAGCUGUGGGGGAUGCUUCUUCACAUGAAGUAAACAAGGCCGCGGAAGAGAUCAUCACCUCUUUGUCGGAGGAAGGUCGCUUUGUUGGCCUCGAAGAAGUAAAAGCCAGGCUCUGUAAAGAUUUUGGAAAAUCAAGUCUUAUUGAAAUGGGGUUCAAAACAGACAAGGAUAUCCCAGCUCUGAAGAACUUGAUUGAAAUGCAGGCCAAAGUUAACUUAUUCGUCCAUGCUUACGUCACAUUCAACAGUAUAGCAACCUUGUACGAAUUAAACCAAAGCCUUGCCGACUUGGGUUCCAAAUCAGACUUCGAAGAGCUCCGACUGGGCCCUCUAAUAAAACAACCCGUGGUGUAUAACAUGUUUAAAGCGCCCCAGAGUCUUACCGCUAUACCUCAAGUGACGACAGUUCAAAUUAUCAAGCACUUGAACAAGUACAUGUCAAAGAUGAAAGGAACGCUAUAUUUAGAGAAAUUCCUGGAGUAUCUUUGUGAGCAGUAUCAUUGUUACACUCCUUACGAGCUGGGAGUCAGAAUACAAAGCCUUGGACUGGCUGUUGUGAUGCUUAAAAAAGUGAAACAUUCCAAGACCGAGAGGUGGGGAGCUAUCAGAGAAGAAAUGUCGAUCGAGAUGGAGGAAGAAAUUCAAAGAUGCUUGCGUAAAAUCAAGAGAGACCUUCUCGGGCAAGAACUUGGUGAUUUAAGGAGCUGUGUUAUGAAAUUUUUUGACAAAUCUCCGACGGAUGUACUGAAGGCGGUAUUCGAGUGUUGCUUGGAAAUGUUUGACGAAAAUCGUCAGGGAAAGGUAACGACCUUUCUGACCAUGCUUACCAAGCACAAACUUGGGAGGCAAUUGUUUCAGCUGGCGCUGUGUGCUAGUUGUAAGCCCUUACUGGGAGAGGCUAUGGAAGAACUGGUUAACAUUAAGAUCAACACAGAAGUUGCCAACCGUAAAGCAAAUCACGAGAAAACGAGGACAAGGCCUGUCCCACCCAGUGAAGGCGCCGUUGUCUGUGAAGUGCAGGAGUGGAUUAAGUGUGCCGAAAGUGUUGACCUAACGACGCUGGCAAGAAUUGAGGCGAAUGUCGUGAACAAAUUCCCAGGAUUUACCGGCUUUGAAGAAUUUGGUUAUGGCUCUUUUCUGAAGUUUUUAACGAAACACAAGAAACUAAAGAAAGCCACGGAAGAGGUUGGCGGAAUGGCCCAGUCUAGAAGAGAAGGAGCAAGGAUUGGUUGUCAAGUGCCGCUUAAUAGUGUCUUGGAUUUUAUAUCUCAAUGUGGAACUCAAACCUUUACCGAGUGUAUUGAACGUGAAUUGUGCGGUUACUACAAUGUUAACAAAGUGACGGAUCUCGGAUUUGGUUCUUUUUCGUGCCUACUGAAAAAAGCUGCGGAGCCAAGAGUGAAAACUCUAACGACAGUUUACGAAGUCGCUCUCCUGUGUCACGGCGCUGGCGCUUUCGACGAAGAUAGCGCCAGCUUUAGUACUCGCAGUGCUCUAGGCUAUAAGAGCAAACAGGAAGCUUUAGAUGCCAUACAAAGCACUCCGCUCCUCGAGGAUGUUUCCCUCUGGACUCACUGGGAUGAUGUAUUCGGCGGCGAAGUGUCUAAACUUGGCGACUUGAAGUCAUUUUUGGAAAAUGAAGGAAUUUUAUGGAGUGCUGAAAAGCCAUUGUCAGAGGGCCACAAUUCCUUAGUCGUCAUGGAAACUAAUCCUGGUGUACUCCUUAGAGUAACUACCCACACGUCCACAGAAAUAUUCAGGAAAUGUUUAUUGUGUGGGGAUGUGAUUGGAGCAGCUGGCCAUUUGGUUUCCAUAGUUAUAGUGAAUGGUGGUGUGGCUAACACUCCUGUCGCUCUUUUAGCCAAUUACGUGUAUUCCUCUUUGGCAUCGAUGGGUACUGACGAUGAGGGGGACUGUGAUCAACGUCCAACCUUUGUUCUUGAAUGUCUGAAUCGUAUGCCUCUCAGAUUGGCUCAGGCAAUUGGGAAAAAGGUUUUUCUUGAGCCUUUCACAAAGUUGGUUGGUUCAACAAGAGCGGCGUCGCUGCUGCUUUCAAGCUGUUCAACUCAGUCGCAACGUAACCGUCUUCACCAGCUGGGAUUUGCCUUUAGCAUAAGUCAGUGGAUAGAGGACUUCCAGGAAAGAGUUUCUCAUGACAAAGGGGACAGCGAGGGUGUCCUCUUUAAUGAGCACUACAAUGACGAAAGCAAGAGAUUGAUCACAGCUGUUAGGCCCGUGGCAUCUUCUAUCUCAUUGGUGUCGCAACAAGCGGAAACCACUGCUAACCUUAAAACAAUCUUCCCACAAGCAUGCAGUUUUGAUGAAAAGGAUGGGGACGAAGCAGCAACUUCAGACACUAAGGGUGGAUUGUCAGCAUUACCAUCAGGACCAUGCACACCUAACAGGGAAUGCAGGGCAAUAAUUGAACAAAUUCGCCGUGAGGAUUUUGGAAUCGGUUUAGAGCUUGGAAAAGAGGAAGCCAAACUUGUUCAGCGACACCGCGAGAGAGAGGGUCGUGGCUUACACCGUCUUUCCUCCGAUCUUUACACCAGGGACACCCACUUUUUGUUGGAGCUCGUUCAGAAUGCAGACGAUAAUUCCUAUCCUGAAGUGUGCUGUGGCCCAGGAUUCCCGACCCUUGUAUUCGUCCUCGAGCGGGACAGGAUCGUGAUAUUGAACAACGAAGUUGGAUUUGUUGAGAAGAAUAUACGCGCGUUGUGUGAUGUUGGCAGAAGUACCAAAGGGGCGUAUCGCUAUGGAUACAUCGGACAAAAAGGCAUCGGGUUCAAGUCUGUAUUCCGAGUUAGUGAUAGCCCUGAAGUUCACUCCAAUGGAUAUCAUAUUCGCUUUGACGCCAAAAGUGGUCCUAUUGGUCAUAUUCUCCCUGAGUGGAUUGGAGACAAUUUUUCAGUGAAACCAAAUGGUGAGCAUAUCAAAGAAGGAACGAAAGUCAUGGAAAAGAUGGAUAAAGAUGGUGAAUUGAGCAACAUUGGCGAAAGCAUGAACAGCUGGCCAACCUGUAUCAUUCUUCCAUUAAAAGAUGAACAUAAAGGGAACAAAAAGUCUUCACUCGUUGCCGGAUUUCACGAUGUCCACCCAUCUUUAUUGCUGUUCUUACAUCGUUUGAAGGGAAUCUUUAUAUACGACGAGGUAAACAAGAGUUUUGUUAAAAUGCUAAGAAGAGACCUAGGAGAUAAUGUCAUGGAGGUUCUCCACAACACAGGCACAGAGCGCUGGCUUGUAGUCAAGAAACAGCUUGAGGCUGCUAGAAUGAAAGCAGACGUAGAGAUAACUGAGUUGGCACUGGCUUUUCCAUUGACUGGUGAAUCAGGCAACACAUCAAGACAUCAGGCAUUGCCGCCACAGAAUGUCUUUGCGUAUCUUCCACUCAGAAGCUAUGGUUUUCGAUUCAUCAUUCAAGGUGACUUUGAGGUUCCUUCGUCAAGAGAAGAUGUGCACAGUGACAAAUCCUGGAAUCAGUGGCUGAGAGAGGAAAUUCCACAACUUUUUAUCGACGCUAUGUCGGUAUUUAUGGACCACUCGUCUUUUUGUGGCCUUUCUUCAUUGGUGUCGUAUUUUAAAUUUGUACCUCUUGAGGAGGAAAUUCUCGACUUUUUUACACCUGUUGCUCGCCAUAUCUUAACACUCCUUCAAGGGAAACCUUGUAUCCCAGUUAAGAGGUCCAGCAAUGAAACUGAGCAGCCGUACGGAGGUGACAAUGGAAAAAGCUGCGAUUUGGUUCUCCCUUGUCAGGCCAUUGUCUGUGAAGACAGCGUCAUACAAGAGCUUAUACCCUCUAUUCUUCUGGAGGAGCACCUAGGAUUGAGUUACCUUCAUCCGGAAAUGGUUCCAGUACUAAACCCAACCUUGAGAUCUCGUCUUGGAAUCGAGACUUUGUCUAUAAAGCACUUGAUUGAGAUUGGGAAAGCGGAAGUAAAGAAAGCUUCAGCAGUAACACCGCAUAGCAAUGACCGUAAACCGGAUGUUGGGAGAAUAGCCUGGGUAGCUCGAUGGUUGCAGUGCAUGUACCGAUGUCUCGAGCAGGAAAGAAAUAGCAGUCAAGAAAUGCUAGAUUUGAUUGGUUCUCUUAACGUGAUUCCGCUAACGGAUGGAUCUUUCGUGAACGUGAAGGAGGAUUCCAUUUUCUUUCCGCUGUCGAGGAAAAAAACAUCCGAGGGAGCUGUGCCAAAGAAGAACAAAGGUUUCGUGCAUCAGGAGAAAACAAUUUUCUCCGUGCUGGAGAAAGACCUACCAACAGUGCAUCCAUCACUGUUAUCUGCACUUGAUGAUAUUGGUCGUUCUCAAGUCGAGCAGCUUUUAAGGCGUCUAGGAGUAAAAAUGUGGACUCCAAAAGAAGUCAUUAACAAUCACAUUAUCCCAGUGUUCAAGUCAAAGCAGUGGAAGUGUAAGUCUGAUGAAGUAUUGAGAAGCUACCUAGUGUGCAUUUUGGAAGAGCGCCUGAACGACCCUUCUGUGUGUGAUAUGGAUGAAUUGAGAUCCUGUGUACAGAUUUUAACGAACAAGGGUACUCUGAACCCAAAAUCAACGCCGAUUCAUUUUACCCCCAAAUACGGGGGCCCAAUUGACCUCGCUCGGCAGUUUCCCAGUAUUUCGUGGACAAUUAUUGACGAAUCUUACUUGGACUAUCGUACUUCAUUGAGGGUUCGCACCAUGGAUUGGAAAACUUUUUUAGACGACCUUGGCUUAAAACAGUUUCUUGCUAUUGAAAAGAAACAAGUAAAGCUUCAUCGAAAAAACAUGGCUUGCUCUCCGUGGGAGUCGUAUGAGCGAAUUUGGCAGACAACCCCAGAUGAUCUUUUCAUCAUUGACGACUGGGCGUGUGAAGAAUUUGAGGAAUUUCUCAGUAAGAUUAACUCCUCCGACACUAAACAACAAGUCGUCAGCAAUGAGUCAAAGUUCUUAGCUCAGUGUAUUGAUGCACGUUGGGAUCACACGUACGCACAGUUUGCUGAGGGCUAUGUACAAGUUAAAGAUGUAAAUGGCCAUGUUCUCGGAGAGGCUAAAUCUUCAUUUUACCUCAAUCUUGUCUCGAAACCGUGGAUGCCCUCUACAGUUGAAGGGACGAACCUGUAUCUUCCAAGCGACCUCUUCGUGAAGGCUGACGCUGUAUAUCACCUACUCGGGGAUCACGUGAAUUACGUUAGCGCAGAUUUAAAGAGCCCCUCGUUUGUUAGCGCCUUAGGCAUCAGAAAAUCGAUUGGCGUAGAUGGGAUGAUCAAUGAGUUGAGGAGGUGGUCAGAUGGUUGCGACAAAAAGAUGGAUAGAAAUCGACGAAAAGACUUCAAAACUUCUAUUGCACAUAUGAGCAGAGUUUACUCUUUCCUCUCUGAGAAAAUGUCGCAAAGUGAUGAAGAAAGGAAGAAAAUAACUGAGGCUUUUCUGCAGAACGCGCUGAUAUUCGUUCCUCAUCGCGAUCGCCAUUUAGAGUUUCUCCCAAGCCGGCCAGAAUGCAAAGUAUCAGGAUCAUUUCUUUUGAAGAAAGAAGUGUGCUGGAGUGACCCGACAGAUAUAUCCCUGAAACUGUUUAAGGAGCACGGCAAGGUUCCCAUAAGACGCCUACUAGGGUGUUUCUAUGCAUGUAGUGGCCCCAAUCAGAGUCUUGGAGGUUUUUUUGUGGAUCAAAUGGACGUGGACCUUACCCCCAAUGUGGACGAGUACAUCGAAAUGGCGACGACUGUUGCUGACGCUGCUGGUUUUCCAACUUCUUCGUCUUUGAGCGAUAUGUUAAAAAUCUUUGCAACUUUGGGACGCAAGUGUGUUUCGCUAAGCCUCAAAAACAGCACACAGGUUGAAGAGAAAAUCGAUGAAAAUAUGGCCGCUUUUGUGAAAAAAUCUCUGCAAGGUGAACGCAUCUUUCCUACAUCUGACAAAUGGGUGGCACUUUCGGAUCAACCGCUGAUAGCUGACGAUAAAGCUAUGGUGAAGAUUUUUCAUAAGGAAAAAUCUGUCUACUUCCUGGACCUCGGAGACUUCUUUCAACCGCAAAAACGUGGCUCGACUAGUCGUGCAUUUGAACAUCAAUUCGAUAGAGACAAGAUGGAGCACUUUGUUUCUUUAUUCUUGAUGAUCUGUGAAGUAAAAGCGUUAAGUGGGUGCAUAAAGAAAGAGUUGGUUCCCAUUGGUUCAGUGAAGUACCAGUGUACUCCCGUGCAGAAGUUCUUUCACCAAAACAUUCCAUACGUGCAACGUUUCCUAUACUCAAAAUACCCAUCUGCAUAUGAUAAACUGAAAAAUGAAGGCUUCGCAGAGAAACUGCUACACAUGCAGUUCGCUUCUGUUCAGAGCCUGGAAACUUUGUACUCGUUAACCACGCAUUCCAACGUAGCCACGCCCCUUAAAGUAAGAUCGGGCAUACAGGAAUUAGGAAUCACGUCCUGUUUUUUCGUUGUGCAAGAACAUCAAGAGCGUGCAGAUGUUUUAAAUGCUGAGAUGGCUAAACUGUUGUUAGGAGGAAAAAAGGAGGGCUCCUCAGAAUUAACCAACUUUCUAGUUGCAGUGAAAACUCACAGCGGGGAUAAUUUCGAAGGGUUUUUGGAAGACGUGCAAGGGUUGGAACCAUUACCGGAACGAGAAGAGCGAUGGAGUGUUCCACCUCCAAAGGAACCCGAAAAGGAUGAAAACGAAAGAAGUGCUACAAAUGAAGAUGUUCCUUCCCUUGACAAAACCCAAGCCCAAUCUAGGUCAGGUAACGAUAGUCUUCGUUCCUGGCCACCAAAAUCUUCUCGUCAUUAUGGUAAGUCGUGUAAACGUAGAGGAGAAACCAGAAGUGACCCCAAGUUCAAGAUUUGGCCUGUGCCAGCGCCCCCUGAAUCUGUAGAUAAACUUCCGAAAAGCUCACAAGUGUCAAGAAAGCCACGGGAGAGAGAUGAAACGAAGACAGAGCACGAACAUCCUGCUGAAGUCAAUCCAAUCCAACACCAAACUCCAAACGAUAACCACCGGCCAGCUGAGACAAUGGUUGAGGGUGCUGAGGUAAAUGAAUCACAGCUUAAUAUUACUGAGGCAGGAGACGAUUUUUGUCCCAGAGGCAAGAAGAGCCAUAUCCAUAUCCACCCCUCUCCGCAUCAAAUGCCCUCACCUGGAGAAAAGUCUGCAGUCACCAUCCCAGAAGAUCUAACCAGACACGCUUCUUCCAGAGGCGCGCGUUUCUGGUUUGAUAAAGGUCCAUAUGACUUCGACGACGAAGAUCUUCCCAUCAAUGACAAAAUGAGAACCAUGCACGUACUUCCGUUGAUGGAGAACCCUAAUAGAGAAGAAAUAGGCCGAUGGGGGGAAGAAUAUGUUUUUGAGUUUCUUCAGGAGCAAGCGCGAUGUGACCUUUCUGGUUCAGUGGAAAUUGUCUGGAUUAACGAAAAAGGAAACACAACUGCGCCUUACGACAUCGAGAUUCGACGUAAUGGUGUCAGAGGAGGCGACGAUCGCCGCCCAGUAUUAACAUAUGUUGAAGUGAAGACAACGUCCUCUGACCAAAAGGAUAUCUUUGAACUGUCGGUUCAGCAACUUCAAUUCGCGCGUGCUCACCAGGAUGCAUUUCAUCUUUAUCGUGUUUUUAACGCAGGCAAACCUAAAAACGUGCGAAUUCGUCGUCUUCAAAACCUUGCUGAGCACAUAGAAAAGAAGGCUGUAAAACUUUGUCUGGUUAUCUGAAUUUUAAAUUUUAUAAUCGCGUUUAUAUUAACAGUUAAGCAAGUGAUAACUUAAAGUUCAGUUGAUUUUUGUAGUUAUAAAACUAGUUCGAAAAGUCUUUUGGAUCGAUAGCACAGAAAUUAGAUGCUUCUUUAAGAACGUCUUAAGAGCAAUGAUAGAUUCUCUUCGACGUAUUUUCAAACAUUUUGAUCUAUGACAACCCUAAGAAAAACAAGUUAAGCGUGGUUCUGUUUGUAAGAAAAGACCGAACAAAAAAAGAUAGGCUUCUU